This is a messenger RNA of Sinocyclocheilus anshuiensis, 1767 nucleotides long. RefSeq names its product alpha-1,6-mannosylglycoprotein 6-beta-N-acetylglucosaminyltransferase B-like. Gene Ontology annotation, molecular function: alpha-1,6-mannosylglycoprotein 6-beta-N-acetylglucosaminyltransferase activity. The record is from RefSeq and is a predicted model, not a curated record. Gene Ontology annotation, cellular component: Golgi apparatus. Gene Ontology annotation, biological process: protein N-linked glycosylation. Lineage: Eukaryota; Metazoa; Chordata; Actinopteri; Cypriniformes; Cyprinidae. Bases 430 to 1767 code for a protein of 445 amino acids. The transcript is spliced from 12 exons.
UACUGAGCCACAGAGACAACAUUAUUCUCAAAGAAGGUGAAAGUGACGGCUCACAUCACAGAAAACGCCAGUCGUGCCGGUGAAUUGAUCCAGCGUCUUCGCGCGCUGCGCAGGGAGUUCUGACUCGUUCAUUCCCCUCACGAGCUUCAUUGAUACUUCACUAAAUGUACGGAGAUGGACCUACACUGGAUUACUUCUGACGCUAUUUGGAAACUAUCAUGAAUAGGAGUUCAACAUCACCAACUGAAUGACCUGCUGAUUAUUUCGCUCAGCAAUCUUCGGAUGCCUUUCUUCUUGCAACUUCAUCAAAGAGCGUACAGUCCGAAUUAGGGCUGUUACUUUAAACUCGCAUAUUAGGAAACACAAGUAAUUAAAGUAAAUUAUGCGUUUUAUAGUUCGUGUGUUGUUAACCAGUCGGCGCGAAAAAUUAUGUGUGUAAAUAGCGAGUGUAUAACUAUGACGAGAAGAUGCCUGCUGACGUUCAAACCGUUCAGGAUAUUUGUGGCGGGGAUCGGUUUCUUCAGUCUGUGCUUCUUAAUGACCUCUCUGGGGGGGCAGUUCUCGGCCAAGCGACUGGGCGAUUCCCCAUUCAGCAUCCGAACUGAAGUGUUGGGAGGUCUGGAGUCUCGUGGGGUCCUGAGAAAGAUCAGCGAUAUGUUGGAGAUAAUCAUGAAGAGGAUCGACACCCUAUCAAAAAUGAGCAACAGCAGCGAGUCCCACAGACUGGAGGAGCUGAGCUCUGCUCUCCACAGCAAGGUCUUGUUGGGAGGUCUGGAGUCUCGUGGGGUCCUGAGAAAGAUCAGCGAUAUGUUGGAGAUAAUCAUGAAGAGGAUCGACACCCUAUCAAAAAUGAGCAACAGCAGCGAGUCCCACAGACUGGAGGAGCUGAGCUCUGCUCUCCACAGAUUCCAGCCGGUGGGUCUGGUGGAACGAAUCCAGGCCAUCGCCCAGAAUGUGUCUGACAUGGCUAUACGAAUGGAGCAGAUUCUGAAGAAGACUAACAUCCCCGCCAGAGGCCGAGAUGGAGUUACAGGCCAGUGCGAAGUCCCGAAGGAUCCCAGGUACCCGGAUUGCGCUAGUAAAGUGGAUUGGAUGAGAGCCAGGUGGACAUCGGACCCUUGCUACUCCUUUUAUGGAGUAGACGGCUCCGACUGCUCUUUCCUCAUCUACCUUAGUGAAGCCGAGUGGUUCUGCCCCCCACUGGCCUGGAGGAAUCAAAGCAGACACCCCACAACAAGCAGCCUGCCAAAAAGACAGGCAUAUUUCCGCUCAGAUCUGUCUCUACUGUUGGAGCGGGUCGGCUCGGGCAAAGAAUCUUUGAGCUUCAUGAGGAGGCGUAUGCGCAGAUUGGCUGCGCAGUGGGCUGCAGCUGCAUGCAGACUUGACGAGCGACUGCGCGGUCAGUACAGAGAGCAGAAGAGGAUCCUGGUGCAUGUGGGCUUUCUGACAGAGGAAUCCGGUGAUGUGUUCAGUCCAAAAGUGUUGAAGGGUGGCCCGCUCGGAGAGAUGGUCCAAUGGGCAGACAUCCUGACCACCCUUCAUGUGCUGGGACAUAACCUCAAGAUAUCACUCUCAGUCAAAGAACUGCAGGGGUCACUUGGCGUACCUCCAGGUAGAGGAAGCUGUCCUCUGACUGGCCCGUUGCCCUUUGACCUUAUCUAUACAGACUACCAUGGCCUGCAGCAGAUGAAACAGCACAUGGGCCUUUCCUUUAGACAGCACAGGGGCUUUAAGCUGCCGUAUCAUAUGCUUUAUAAUGGAUUCUGA